CGCGACGACACUUUUUUUCAAUCCCAGUAAAAAAAGAGUUUGAGCAGGAACAGAGUUGUGUAUAUGUAGCAGGGGGGUCCGGCUGCAUCUGGGGGGUGACUGUUGAUUUUUGUAUCCCAUUUUAUUUUUAUUUUUUAUUCACUCCUAAUUGUCCUCACUUCGAUAAAUCCACUGCGGACACGCGCAUCUGGACGUACAGCUUUUCGUAUAGACCAUGAACAAACUCUAUGUAGGGAAUCUGAGUCCUUCAGUGACCGUGGAGGACCUGAAGCAGCUCUUUGGCGAGAGGAAGCUUCCCGUGACCGAUCAGGUCCUACUCAAAUCCGGCUAUGCUUUCGUGGACUUCCCCGAUCAGAACUGGGCGAUUAAAGCCAUCGAGACUCUAUCGGGGAAAGUUGAAUUACAUGGAAAAGUGAUAGAGGUCGACUACUCUGUUCCUAAAAAAUUAAGGAGUCGGAAGAUUCAGAUCCGGAACAUUCCUCCUCAUCUGCAGUGGGAGGUCUUGGAUGGCCUUUUAGCACAGUAUGGUACUGUAGAAAAUGUGGAACAAGUUAACACUGACACAGAAACAGCAGUGGUGAAUGUCACAUACUCAACAAAAGAGGAGGCUAAAAUAGCUGUAGAGAAGUUAACAGAAGAGAAGUUUGAGGAAUACUCCUUUAAAGUGUCUUAUAUAUUGGAUAUGGAUGCUGCUUCGCCUCUGCCUGUGACUCGGAAUCGUCGGGGUGGACGGUCAUCACGGGAACAAGAUUCCCAACCGGGGACCUCUGGAGGCUCCCUGGGGCUUCGUCAAAAACAGCCAGACUUCGCUCUGCGUAUGCUGGUGCCCACACAGUUUGUGGGGGCCAUUAUUGGCAAAGAGGGGCUUACAAUCAAAAACAUCACCAAACAAACACAGUCUAAGGUGGACAUCCAUCGUAAGGAAAAUGCAGGAGCCGCAGAGAAGCCGAUCACCAUCCACUCCACACCUGAGGGCUGCUCGGCUGCGUGCCGUAUGAUCAUGGACAUCAUGCAGAAAGAAGCGGAUGACACAAAAGUAACUGAAGAUAUUCCUCUGAAGAUUCUGGCUCACAACAGUCUGGUCGGAAGACUGAUCGGGAAGGAGGGCAGGAAUCUGAAGAAGAUCGAAGAGGAGACAGAGACCAAGAUAACCAUCUCCUCUUUACAGGACUUAACUAUUUAUAAUCCAGAGCGAACCAUAAUAGUCAAGGGGAGUAUUGAGGCCUGUUGUAGUGCUGAAGUGGAGAUCAUGAGGAAGCUGAGGGAAGCCUAUGAGAACGACGUUGCUGCUAUUAAUCAACAAACCAACCUUAUCCCUGGGCUAAGCCUAAGUGCACUGGGCAUAUUUUCAACUGGCCUGUCAGUGUUGCCACCAGCUGCCGGGACCAGAGGCGUUCCACCCGUACCUCCAACUGGCUACAAUCCUUUUCUAGGUCACUCUUCACAGCUGAGUGGGUUGUAUGGCGUUCCACCUGCUAGUGCCAUUUCUCACCAGCACACACAGGCUCCUGAACAGGAGGUGGUCUACCUCUUUAUUCCAACUCAGGCUGUUGGUGCUAUUAUUGGGAAGAAGGGCCAGCAUAUUAAACAACUGGCGCGAUUUGCAGGAGCCUCUAUUAAGAUUGCACCUGCAGAGAGUCCUGAUGUCACUCAGAGGAUGGUCAUCAUCACUGGGCCACCAGAGGCUCAGUUUAAGGCCCAGGGUCGAAUAUUUGGGAAGCUGAAAGAGGAGAAUUUCUUUACUGCGAAGGAGGAAGUUAAGUUGGAGACGCAUAUAAAGGUGCCGUCUUCAGCAGCCGGGAGAGUAAUUGGGAAAGGUGGCAAGACGGUUAAUGAGCUGCAGAACCUCACCAGCGCAGAGGUCAUAGUGCCGCGGGACCAAACCCCAGAUGAGAACGAUGAGGUCUUUGUGAAAAUCACUGGCCAUUUCUUUGCCAGCCAGACUGCACAGAGGAAAAUCAGGGAGAUCAUCCAGCAGGUGAAACAACAGGAGCAGAAGCACCAGCAGGGCUCCUCUGUGACACAUCACUCCAAGUGACCGCCAAGGCAGCCCCAGCGAGCACCUGCCGAUGAAUGUAGCCCUCCCAACUGGAAUCAGACCAGACCGGACGAAGGGGACCGGCUGGGCAGACCAGCAGCCGCGGGAUCAAAACCAAAGAACUUCUUUCUAGGGGAGAUGAUGGAGCCACAGGCAGAAGGGCUCUGAGUGCACUGCCAGCUUGGGGAGAGGGUGGGGGGAGGAUGGAUGGAUGGAUUGGAAGAGGACAAAUGUUUUAUUUCUUGUUUUAACAAACCCUGACUAAGAGAAUAUUGGGCUAAUGGGGCGUCUUUUAUAAUGACAGUUAAGAAAGAAACAUGAAGUUUGCUCCAAGUAACUUUCUAAUUUAGGUUUAGUUUAGACUUAACUUACAGAUACGAAGCUCCAUUAAUGUGUACACUGAUGCGUUUUGAAUGAGUUGUGUUGUUUUUUUGGGGGGUAGGGAUAGCGUGGGUGUGCACAAGCAGUUGGGACAGAUUUUUUUUUCCUCAUUAAAGGACCUGAAGUUUGCAAUUAAAAAUUUUCUUAGCAGUAUUGUCACCAAUACACUAGAACAAAUACACUGUUAUCUUAAGCGAAAGUACGGUUGUUCUUGUUUUGCACAAGCUAUCAGACGUGUAGUGCACAUAUGCAGUUGUGAAACACACAUUUGUAAAAAAUACAAAUAGAGUAAAAAAUAAGAGUUACUCUAUUUGCAUUUUGGGAUACAUCAUCUAAAAAAAACACGUAAAGUUUAAGUAAGACCGGUGGAUUAUUAUGAAUCUUUGUUAUUUAGCCUGUGUGUGCCAACAGACAUUUCUUACUGUGCAUAUCUUACGGUUUUCAUUUUUAGCUUUCAUCUUGUUUAGUUUGCGCUUUUCUUCUCUCAAUUAUAUCAGCUAAUGGUUUCUAAGUAAGAAAAUUUCCCACAAAUGUUUUUGCAGCCUCUGUUUUAAGUCACCAAUCGGUGCUUUACAAACACACAGAGUUGGGGGUAUUCAAGUCAAAGUGACAGGCCUGUAUGCGUAAUGAUGUUGUAUUUGUGGAUUAGAAGCACCUCUUGUUUGCUUUAGUGGUGUAAAAAGAAUAUAAAGCAAGUAUUAGCGUCUGAAAGACAGCGCACCUUUUUCCAGUUUGGUGUCGGGCAUGGUGCACCAAAAACUCUGCCUUAAUCUAUGCUGAAACAAAACAAUUAGGCGACUCAAAAUGUGAUUGGAGCAUCAGGUUGAAGAAAACGACGACGGUGUCAAAUACAGUUUGAGAAGGCACUCAUAUGAUCUGUGGUACACACACGACAUUGUUUGGUUUAAAACCUCUUUGUCAGGGAGCUUUCUAAACGGCAUGACAGCUGUGAAUGUACAAUAUGCAGCCUUUUAGAAAGAAUGGCACCUUGCAGCGUUCAGUGAGCUGAUUGGUCAGUCGACUGGUUCAACAGUUUGCUGGAUGGCAGGCAUGGAUAUCCCUUUGUGUUUUAUUUUUUUUAUUUGUUUUCUUUUGACCAUGGAAGCUCGUGGCCUUAAACGUCACCGGUAUAUGACAUCACAGACAGCUCCCUCAUCCAAUGAGAGCGAAGCCUCAUCUUCCAGACGCAAGGGUUUUUGCCAAUACACACAGCUUCCAUAUGUGUGUAUGCGUGUGUGUAUAUAGAUACAUAUAUAUAUAUAUACAUAUAUAUAUAAAGAGAGAUAAAUAUUUAUGAAUCUAUUUUUCCUAUUUUGUGAUGAGAGCUAUUAAUAAGAAACAAACAAAAAAGUUUUUUUUUUUUUUUGGUGGAACACUGCCAUGUUAUUCUGAAGGGAAGUGUUUAUGACUAUGAAUAUUGAUAGUAUACUAACAAGAAGAACAGUAAGUGAAUUACCACAACACUUUGAUCAGAAUGUGAUCAGUGCGCAUGUCAGUAUUGUGAUCUACCUCAGGCGUCAGGGUACCUCAGUCCAAACUUUAAAUUCCCUUCUUUUCCACAUUUUGUAUGCCUUGUAAAUUGAAUCUUUUCUCAUUUCUUUUAAAUAAUAAAAAUAUCAAGAAAAAUUAUAGUCUAAAGUCUUCAGGUCAGACGAAAAAUGAUUAGACCUUACAGCUUUUAAAACCUAACUUUGUAUCCGAAUGUACCGCGUUUACCGGACACAAAUACAAAAUCAGUGCUAAGAUUUAAAGAAUGGGUAAUAGAGUCCACAUGACCAAAUAGAAAAAAUACAAAAGGGAUUUUAAAUGUGGAUACUGUGUACUGAUUUCUAGAUCAAAAACAAAAAAAAGGAUAAGGGGCGGUUCACAUUUCGCAUCUAAAACUGCGCAGUUAAUGCGACCGCAUCAACUUUUCUAUUUCUUUCUAGCGCGCUUUCCGACUCAACAGGCGACGUCACUAUCAAUUUGAGUCUUUAAAAACAUUCAAAAUAAUGUAUCUGUGCGCAAAAAAUCUGAACCGCCCCUAAAGGAGUGGAUUAUAAAAUAAUAUGGCUUAUUGUAAUUAAAAAUAUUAUCCUUAAGAAAUAACCUUGCCAGCUUUCUCUUUACAUUUUAUAAAACAUACAAAAGUACAAAAUCAGGAAUCGCAGACCAAAUUUUAUAACAAAGGUUUUUUACAGGCCUGACUCAAAUAUAGGGGUUGAUAUAAAAUAUUAAAGAAAAUAUAUAAAACAGCAGUCCAUUUAGUAAAAGUGUUUAUCUGUGCUGAUAAAACAAAUGCAGGUAUUGUCUCAGAUGUACACAUUGGCUUUUUCUCCUCUUCAUUUAAAGUCACGGUGGAUCUGUUGCCAGAUAUAUAGUAGAUAUGCUGUAAUCUGUGAAACCUCUCAAAUCUUGAGGUAUAUAUCACAUAAAUGAGCUAAGUAUGGAAAAGGUUGACGAAGAGAACAGAUGGUGACUAGGUCCAGGUGCAUGUGCAUGUAAGGAUGGUUUGCUUUUAUACAGUAAUUCACAAUAGGCUUUAUGCCCAGCUGCACUACUUCCUGAACUUCAGCCAGCUCCUUGUUUCCUGUCUGCCAUUAUUGGACAAACUGAUUAAUCCAGGUGUGCCUGACCUCAGUGGUCACAA
Molecule: messenger RNA, 5048 nt
Organism: Paramisgurnus dabryanus
Lineage: Eukaryota; Metazoa; Chordata; Actinopteri; Cypriniformes; Cobitidae
Source: RefSeq, a predicted model, not a curated record